Molecule: messenger RNA, 648 nt
Organism: Arabidopsis thaliana (thale cress)
Lineage: Eukaryota; Viridiplantae; Streptophyta; Magnoliopsida; Brassicales; Brassicaceae
Product: Thioesterase superfamily protein
Exons: 3
Coding region: 26-502 (158 amino acids)
Cellular component (GO): nucleus; cytoplasm; mitochondrion
Molecular function (GO): deacylase activity; fatty acyl-CoA hydrolase activity; hydrolase activity, acting on ester bonds
Source: RefSeq, marked reviewed
AGAAUUGAAAGAAAUUAGAAAGACGAUGAUGGAGAAAAUUAUGGAGUAUCUGCAAUUGAGCGAUGAGGUGGUUGACGACGGUGAGGCACCGCGAGUUGAAGAAUUUUUAGGUGAAGGGAAAAGCUUCUACGAGAAUUUUAGUCUCAGAGGAAUCCGAGUCAACCGAGUCGAACCGGGUUUCAUUUCCUGCUCUUUCAAGGUUCCUCUUCGUUUGACGGACAGAGACAAGAAUUUAGCAAAUGGUGCGAUUGCAAAUCUUGUGGAUGAAGUUGGUGGAGCACUUGUACAUGGCGAAGGCUUACCUAUGAGUGUUUCAGUGGACAUGUCUAUUGCAUUCCUUUCAAAAGCUAAGCUUGGUGAGGAGUUGGAGAUAACGUCGAGAUUGUUAGGAGAGAGAGGAGGUUAUAAAGGAACAAUCGUUGUAGUCAGAAACAAGAUGACCGGGGAGAUUAUAGCGGAAGGUCGACAUUCUAUGUUUGGUAGACAAGCUAGUAAGCUCUGAGUCCAACUUUUAAGUCUUGUAUCACUGUAAUGUCUGUUUUCAAUAAUAAGAUUAUGGUUAGGUAAAUUUGGUUAGGUCCUUUGUUCUUUCUGGUUGUGAAUCUAAAACCUUGGUACAUAGCUUAUAAAGAUCAAACCAUUCAGUAA